This is a messenger RNA of Daphnia magna, 856 nucleotides long. RefSeq names its product extensin-2-like. NCBI's taxonomy places the organism in Eukaryota, Metazoa, Arthropoda, Branchiopoda, Diplostraca, Daphniidae. The record is from RefSeq and is a predicted model, not a curated record. The coding region runs from base 16 to 753 and encodes 245 amino acids. The transcript is spliced from 3 exons.
CUUCUUUGCAUAUCGAUGGCUGCCCCUUCGUACUACGAACCUGUCUACUACACCGAAGACCCGAGGUACUACAGCGCUCCCAGCUACUACGAGACUGAGGCUCCUGCCUACUACACAAAGGCAUCCGAAUACUACACCGAAGCGCCCAAGUAUUAUGCUGCUCCAAGCUACACCACAACAGCUGCCUCUUACUACACUACUGAAGCUGCCAAGUAUUACGUAGCCCCAACUUACUACUCACAGACUGCUCCUUCCUACUAUGCAGAGCCGACUUACUACACUGAGGCUCCUCGAUACUACGCUGCUCCAGAGUACUACACCGAAGCUCAGAAAUACUACUCUCCUCCGUCUUAUUACAGCGAAGCCCCGAAGUACUACACCACCAAGGCACCUGAGUACUAUACUACCAAGAAGGCCGAGUACUACACCACAACCUAUGCAGCCCCUAGCUAUCACACUGAAAAAUACUACGCCACCAAGGCUCCCGAGUACUACACCACCAAGGCUCCCGAGUACUACACCACCAAGGCUCCCGAGUACUACACCACCAAGGCUCCCGAGUACUACACCACCAAGGCUCCCGAGUACUACACCACCAAGGCUCCCGAGUACUACACCACCAAGGCUCCCGAGUACUACACCACCAAGGCUCCCGAGUACUACACCACCAAGGCUCCCGAGUACUACACCACCAAGGCUCCCGAGUACUACACCACCAAGGCUCCCAAAUAUUAUUCUGCCCCGGCCUAUUAGGUCAUCUAGAUGAAUUUAUGCAAAGGUGUCUCAUACGUUAAUUGUUCUGUUUUUUAAAUUCAUUGUUAUUUCGCAAUGGCCAACUACACUUUACGCUCAAGUU